Funneliformis mosseae is the source of this 1641-nucleotide messenger RNA. The record is from the annotation of a GenBank genome assembly. NCBI's taxonomy places the organism in Eukaryota, Fungi, Glomeromycota, Glomeromycetes, Glomerales, Glomeraceae.
AUGGCGUGUACAAAAUUAUUCCUUGGAAAUUUGCCAGAAGUAACCAAUCAAAUUAUACAAUAUUUACGGAAUGAUUUAAAAUCACUUUAUUCUUGUAUCUUAGUCAAUCGACAUUUAUGUCAGAUCACAAUCCCUAUACUUUGGGAAGAUCCUUUUGUCAUUUGCAGAGGUCAUCAUUAUAAUUUCCUUGAUAUUUAUUUCUCGUUUUUAGAUGAUGUUGAUAAGGUAGAGUUGGAAGAGAAAUAUGGAAUUAAGAUCAAUUCGUCUUCACAUAAUAAACCUUUAUUUAAUUACCCAAGUCUUAUAAAAACAUUUAAUAUAUUUCGAUUCGAGAUGCAUGUAGUCAAUUGGAUCAAUCAUCUCGAUUCUUUACCUUCCACCGCUGACUCCGAACCAAUUCGAGGUAAUCCAAGCAGGAAAAUAUUCUUUCCAAAAACGAUUGAAGAUAUAGGAUUUGACAUAAAAAAGGAUUUGCCCAAUUCAAUAGAAACAAUAAAUUCUAUUUGUGUUUUAUUAUUCAAAUUAUUUAUAAAUAGUGAAGCAUCUUUAAAUAAUUUAAGGUUAUUAAGCUCUAACGGGAUAAAUUUUCUACCUGAAAUGCAGAAAUUAAUUUUAAACAAUCCAAAAAUUACAUCGGAUUUGAGAGUUAUCACAUUGGAUGUUUCAAAUGUUUCAAGUGAAUCUUUCUUAACAUCUUUACCAUCAAUAUCUUCUUCGAUUAGACAAAUGAACGUAUUUUUUAAUGGUAUGUCAAUAAACAUAUCAAACGUAAUACGAUCACAGAAUCGAUUAUCCUCCCUUUCAUUUGAAAAUCUUAAGUAUAACGUUAAUUUAAUGAAUGCUUUCAAGUCCUACCCUCAAACUUUAACUUCAAUCGAGUUUAAUAUUUGUAACUUUACAAACAUUUCAUCACUUGUCGGAAUUCUAUACCUCUCACAACUUAAAUCUCUUCACUUCUUUCACUGUAGAGGGUUUACCGUUCGUGACUUUCAAUCAUUACUUGUUCAUCCUAAUCCGUUAAAGAUCAAAACUUUAAGAGUACACGGUCGAACUUCAGGAAUUAAUUUGUUACUUCAAAAAGUUGGUCUUAACCUUCAACAUUUAGAUUUAAUGCUUUUUGAACAUGAUGAAAGGGAAAAGGCUUUUGAUAGUAUUAUUAAUUAUUGUUUUGAAAUCAAAUUACUUUACUUAUCUUGGAUUCAUGAAGAUGAUACACAACAAUUAUUUAAAUUAAUCACUCGUGUCAACAUUAAAUAUCUCUCUCUUGAAUAUUCCAUGUAUUUUGAAAAUUUAACCCUUUUAAAACAAUUGGGUCAACUUUUACCGAAUUCCUUAAGAUAUUUAGAUUUAUGCCUUUUUAUUGAUCCAAAUGAUCUGAAAAUCUUUUUGAACAAUUGUAAACACAUUAAAUUAUCCUACUUGUUAGUUAAAAAUUUUAAUGUCAAUAAUGUUGAUCUUACCUUUAGCCGUUUAAAAGAAUUUGUGAAGAAUCAAAGGGUGAAGAAUUUUGCCUAUCAAAUUUGUUCCUUUGAUCCUAAUAAUGACGAACAUAAUAACUUUGAGAAGUUGUUUGAUGAAAUUCAACCUUUUGUAACGAUGAACAAGUAUAGUGAUUUAAUUAUAAAAAUUUCUGAUCUUUAA